AUGACUUUUAUUUUUCAGAUGGAUGUCGCCACACCGAAGGAGGACAAUGGCGAUUUUGUGUACUGUCUCUCAAGGACUCGGAAUGACCUGAGAGCUCGUUACGAUCCUUACAAUCUACAAGUUGUUCCGGCAAAAACAGCCCAAUCCUAUAAUCCAUACUGGACAAUCAGUUCAUCCCAUGUUUCCAAGGUCAGCUCCCUGACUGAAAAAGAUGGGAUAGAAACCAUUUCGGUAUCGGAUUGGUUGAUGGAACGAUAUCUUUUCUACAAGAUUCAUCAACUGCCUGUCUUUGUGAAGUUCAGAAUGACUAUGGUGAAGCAGCUGUUUUUUGCCGAUGAGAUCUUCCUGCGCUGCCUGUAUUAUGUCCAGGCAUUGUGUGAAGCCGCCAGCUCAAGCAACGGAGGUCUAGGAACUGGAGAGAGUGCCAUUGUUUUUGUGAAAUUGGACAGAAAUAACUCCUAUUCCUGCGAGGAGUUUGCCAAAAUCCAGAGUGAGCAGCGUAAAUAUGCACUGAAACAGCUUUGCGAUCUCAGAUACAAGAUAAUUCAGUCUGUCAAAGAGACCUGUUUGCAGAAAGCCACAGCAGCAGGAUUCAGCAAGUUAUUCACAGCAGAGCCCAGCGAUUUGAGUGAGAGGCCGACAUUUACCGAGAUUGUGGAGUCAAGACCCCUCCUCAUGGUGUUCAUCAGGUUCCUGAAGCUGGUGGAUCAUCUCUUCCAAGGGCUUCUCUGCCGACUGGUGAAAACCGCAGUCCGGCUAUUACUUAAAGGCCUGACUGCUUCCUACGCAGUGACCUCAACAGAUGCAAGAAGGAACGAGGAGCUGCUAAGCACACUCCCGCAUCAAAUAAGGGUACACCUGGACAGGCGCCUCCGUAAUAUGCAGGGUGAUUCAGAGACCCCUUCUCAGGACCACAAAACAGACCAUGGGGUCAACACAACUGAGAGUGAGCCUGAGGAGCUCUCUGACCAGAGUGCAAUGGAUAUAGACCAGGUACUCCAAGAUAUUAAACAAACAAAGGCGGUGAAGGUGGCACCAAUGUUCUUCGUAAAUUUGAUGCUCGACAUUCCAUCUAAACGUAUAAUCCCUCCUCGAGGCAGCACAAAGGCUAAAUGCCGAGCCCGUAACCAAGUGUGUCAGACAGCUAGAGCCAGGUUAUCCUUUGACCGUUUACAGAUUUCUAAUGAAUCAAGGGAUAUGGAUUGCACUCUUCAGGACACCUCAGAAAGUGAAGCUGACAUUCAGGAAGAGAUGGAAGAUGGGUCUGAAUAUAAGAAACUUGCUCGAUAUAUCUUGUCCCCGACUUCAGAAGACCUAUUGACACAAAUGCAUAACAUAGUCAGAGUGCUGGAAGAGAUUGUUGCUAAGCUGGUUGCCUUCACCGAUGAGCCUCGCUUGUCCAUGUUUAACUCACGGUCUGUUUACGAACUGAAGCUCUCUGGUGAUCAGGAACUGGAAGUAAAGAGGACAAGGCAGCUCUCACUCAAUGCCAACAUACUGUUUGGCCAAGAUCCAGUCUACCAACAACAACUCACUAAACUGCAGAACUUGAUAAGUGCCUCAAUGGUGGAAGUCACACGGUACAGCAGAACCUUUGAGCACUACUGUGUUAUGGUGGAUCAGGCCAUGGACCUGGACCUUGAGGCUUUAAUAAGGCAGCAGGAGUGGAGCCCGUUGGAAUUCAGGAGCAUGUUGGAGGUGUACACAGAACACAUCAUGGAUAUAAGAAACAUGACGGUGGAGAGACGGGUCCGUUUGGUGAAGGUGCUGAGCCAGCAGUACCAAAUGGACUGCUUGCCCUAUUUGGAAGUGGUGAUCCACCAAUUGCAUUCCCACCUGAAGAGCACUGCCUACAAGAAGUCUGGCGGGCUGCUAAAUGUAAUUGAAGAAGCUCAGAAGAAGCUCAGUAAGGAACCAGAAACCUUAGACAUGUUUGGGGAACACCUGCUGUUCCUUUCUCAAAUGGAGGUAGAAUUGCCCAGAUUGGAGAGAGAGUUUCAAACCGUGACUCAGCUGUACGGUAUUGCCAAGGAGUAUGGUGUCUCCAUCCCUCCUGAGGAAGUGGCACUCUAUCAAAUCCUGGUCCCAACCUUCCACAGCCUGAAAUCCAACAUCCUCUACUUUGAGGCCAUAAAAGAAAGCAACAUCAAAAAAUUCAGUGCAGACCUGGAGAGAGACAUCAGUAACCUUUACUAUGAUCUAACGCAAGUUAAGUAUAAGGUGAGAAAUCCCACCCUUCUCCUGGCUGAGACGAGCCCACACAAAGCCCUGGAGGCCAUCGAUGCUCUGAUGCUGGAAGUCUCCUCAAUUGCCGGCAGGGCACGAACCUACAGCAACUACCACGAUCGCUUCUGCAGCUCGGGUGGCACAGACAGCUCCAUCAUCAGCACUUUUGAGUCAGUGCAGAAGAGGUCGGGAGGGAUGAGCAGUCAGCCACUGAAAGCCCUGCUGUCUGAGACUGAGUACGAGUUGAUGCUGAGGAAGCUGCUGUGGGAAUCGGAGAGUGAAUGGGAGAAGCUGUAUGCCAGCUGGACUGACACCUGGUUCGAUGAACUGAAUGUAGAUGCUAUUCGUAAGGACGUCAACAGAUUCACGCAGACAAUAUACUUGCUGGAGAAAGGAUUGCCACCAAAUGAUAUAGUUCCUCUUCUGAAGCAAGCAGUCUUUGACUUUAAGGAGAUGCUGCCGGUCAUCGUGGCCCUGAGGAAUCCCUGGCUGGAAUCCCAGCACUGGGACACCAUUGAGUACACAGUUGGACGCUCAAUCAAGGAUAAACACCUGACGCUGGAGAGUUUCAUGAAGCUCAGGGUGUUCCAGCACAAGGACAUGAUUGUUAAUACAUCCAGCUUAGCCGCCAAUGAGGGAACUCUGAGAAGCAUGCUGGAAAAAGUCAUUACCCUGUGGAAUCAAACCAGCUUCAAACUGGUCAGUCACCAGCUCGAGACCUCCACCGUACUGAUUAUUGGGUCCACUGAAGAGAUUAUCGCUCAGCUAGAAGAGAGUCUAAACAUCAUCUCCACCAUUAAGAGCUCCCGUUAUGUGGGACCUAUUGAGAAUGAGGUGAUUGAGUGGGACCAUAAACUGACCCAGAUGGCACUUACUUUAGAAGAAUGGAUGACCUGUCAGCAGAACUGGCUCUACCUCAAGCCCAUCUUCCAAGCACCUGACAUCCAAAGGCAACUUGUGGCAGAAACCAAACUCUUUGCCCAGAUUGAAAUGACAUGGAAUGAGUUGGUGAUGCGAGUUCAGAAGAACUCGAACAUCCUGAAGGUCACCAGUACAGCAGGGAUCUUUGAGCUCCUGCAGGCCACCAACGCCAACCUGGAGAAGAUACUGAAGUGCCUGGAGGAUUACUUGGAAGCUAAGCGGAUUGCUUUCCCACGUUUCUACUUCCUCAGCAACAACGAUCUGCUGGAUAUCUUGUCUCAGAGCAGAAAUCUUGAUGCCAUACAGCCUCACUUGGCCAAAUGCUUUGAAAACAUCAGGUCUUUGGAAAUCAGCAGUCAGUCUACCAGACCUCCCGUUGUGUUAAUGAUCAAGUCUGCAGAAAACGAAAAUCUGCCCAUGCCAAGGAAUGUUCGGAUACGGGGUCCUAUCGAAAGCUGGCUGGGAAACAUGGAAACUGCGAUGUUUGAGGCUGUGAGAAAGCACCUCCAGAUGGGAAUAACCAACUGGGCAUCAACACAGUUCAAAAAGUGGGUGCUGUCUCAUCCAGGGCAGGUGGUGCUCACUGUGAGCCAGAUAAUGUUCAACCAGGAUUGUGUGAACUGCUUCAGUGGGACUGAGCCACAAAGUCAGCUGCAGGAUGUCCACCUAGAGCUGAUGAAUAGGCUGGAUAUGUUGGCUGAGCUUGUGUGUACGCCCCUACGUGCUUCCCAGGAGAUGGUGCUGGAGAGUCUGGUGACCAUCAACGUGCACUGCCGUGACGUGCUGAGUGACUUGAUGGUUAAGAAGGUCUUCAAGGCGGAAGAUUUUGAGUGGACCAGGCAAUUACGUUAUGAAUGGAACACGCAGAACAGCUCUUGCUACGUCAUGCAAGCCAAAAGCUCCUUCAUUUAUGGCUAUGAGUAUCUCGGCUGCUCACCCCGAUUAGUAAUCACUCCACUGACUGACCGCUGCUGGCUGACUCUGACUGGAGCCCUGCACCUUAACCUCGGAGGCUUGCCAUCAGGACCGUCAGGGACAGGCAAAACAGCAACGGUCAAAGACCUCGCUAAAGCCCUGGGAAAGCAUUGUGUUGUCUUCAACUGUUCCAAAGGCCUGGAUUACAAGAUGAUGGCGAAAUUGUUCUCUGGAAUGGCUCAGUCUGGAGCAUGGAUCUGCUUUGACGAGUUUAAUCGGAUUGACGUGGAAGUCCUGUCUGUAACCGCCUCACAGAUCCAGACAAUUAAGGUAGCCAAGGACAAUUCCUUCUUUUCUUCCAGAUUUGUGUUUGGAGGCAGAGAGAUCCGGCUGAAUAUGUCCUGUGGUUUCUUUGCAACUAUGAACCCUGGGUACGAGGGACGUGUUGAGCUGCCAGACAACCUGAAGUCCCUGUUCCGACCAGUUGCCAUGAUGGUGCCUGACUCCAAGCUCAUUGCCGAAGUCUCGCUGUUCUCUCAGGGCUUUAAGUCGGCCAGGUCCCUGUCUGGAAAGGUUGUCAAUCUCUACCAGCUGGCCAGCAGGCAGCUUUCCCAGCAGGACCAUUAUGACUUUGGAAUGCGGUCCAUAAAGUCUGUGCUACUGAUGGCAGGGCAGAAGAAGAGAGCGCUGGGCACUGGAGAUACAAAGAAGUCCCUGAACCACACGGAUGAAUCACAUAUUCUCAUCAAUGCACUAAAGGAUGCGAAUCUGACCAAGUUCCUGGCUGAAGAUGUGCCCUUGUUUGAAAACAUUCUGGAUGACCUGUUCCCAGGACUGACUCCACCCAAAGAUGAAACCCUUCUGUUGCAGAAAGCGAUAGCCAUGGCAACAUCGGAGCUGGGCUUCCAGAACUGGCCAAGCCAAGUGGAGAAGAUAAUCCAGCUAUACAGUCAGAUUCUGGUGCGUCAUGGCGUGGUGCUGGUGGGCCCCACCUGUGGGGGGAAGACAGUAGCCAGAACAAUCCUGCAGAAGGCCCUGGUCAUCCUGCCAGGCCUUGUUCCAGAGGCUGCGGCUGAUGACAAACCACCCUUGAGUCCCAUAGCAAAGAGAGGCAAGGUGGAGACCUUCACUGUGAAUCCCAAGUCCAUCAGCCUCAGGGAGCUCUAUGGGUAUCGAAACCCACACACCAUGGCCUGGACUGAUGGCUUGCUGGCUCAAGCAAUGAGAAAGUUUGCCAAGGACCUAUACAAAGAGCACCGGUGGAUAGUCAUGGAUGGACCUGUGGACACUGUUUGGGUUGAAAACCUCAACACGGUGCUGGAUGACACAAAGACCCUGUGCCUGUCGAACGGGGAACGCAUCAGUUUGCUGCCUGGCAUGAGGCUCCUGUUUGAGGUGGACAGCCUUUCCCAAGCCAGCCCUGCCACAAUCAGCAGGUGCGCCAUGGUCUAUAUGGACCCAGUUGACCUUGGCUGGCAACCUUACGUGAGGAUGUGGCUGGCCCAGCUCCCAGAGCAGCUGCCUCAGGAGGGCAGAGAAUGCCUGCAGACCCUCUUCGACGAAAGCAUGUCGGCAGGUCUGCACUUCGUGAGGAGGUGGCAGAAGCUGCGCCAGUUUGCCGUGCCGGAGCUGGGCAUCGUGAUGACGCUUUGCCGCAUUCUCCAAGCUCUUCUGGACUUCCUGAGCAGGAACGACGGCUUUGGAAUUGCCGGUGGCUCUGCUCACUCUGAUGAAGAGGCCAGUGACCCUGAAGAGCUUCAGAAACCCAAAGGGCCCUCCACGAUGACCAUUCCCGAGGAAAGUCCCGGUGGACAGGACAGCAAGGCCAGCUCUGGAUCCAGGCCCGCAAAGUGGUUCCUACAGAGGCAGCCGGAGCAGCUGGCCUCACUGCUGGCAAAGCUCUACGUCUUCUCCUUUACCUGGGCGGUGGGUGGCUGCCUGAAACACGAGGAUGAUUAUGAGGAGGAUGACCUGGUUGGAAUCAGCGACAGAGUCAAAGAUGACAUGGUCGUCAAGGUCACAUUGGACUUCAACACUUUCGUCCGCAAGAUGUUCGGGGGGAAAACAGAACUCUCGGUUCAGUUUCCAGCUGGGAGGGCUACUGUCUUUGAAUACUUUGUGGAUAUGCAAACAGGGAAAUACGUCACCUGGGACAAGUUGGUUCCACCCACUCAGACACUCAUUUCAAAAGGGGUCCAGUUUGUGAGUCCUGUUGAGCCAAUAGUUUCUGGACAUACCAAAUCGAAGCCAACCACUCAAGGAGGUCUUGUGCGCACAGUAGACAGCGUGCGAUAUUCCUUCCUGGUCAGCCUGCUGCUGCUCAAUAAGUGCCCUGUGCUGCUGACAGGUGAAUCAGGCAAUGGGAAAUCUGCGCUUCUUCGGGAAGUGCUCUCCAAGCUUGAGAAACCCAAAGGCUCGUCGGUCCAGUCAGAGACCAUCCUGGGCGACAUCUUCCUUUACAAUGAGGUGAAACAUGAAAGGAUGUGGGAGAUCAGGGAGAUUUCAAGCAUCCUUGAGGACUACACCUGUGGGAAGUUUGACCAGCUGCAGCUCCCGACUGUCCGCAUGAAGCUGGAGCUGGAUACACUCAGGGUCAUCCGAGAUGCCGAGACCAUCGUAGUUUGCACUGUUCCACGUGUGGAAUUGGCCAAGAGGCACAGCACUCACGCAGAAAUCACGUCCAGCCGUGACAACAAGGAGGUGAAGUUUGCUACAGUGCUGAUGAGCACUCAGACUACUUCAGCUCAAACCCAGGCUCAGAUCCUGGCGAACCUGGUGAGGAGAAGCCGGAACAGGCGGAGCCCAGGGAGAAGCAGAAAGGUGAUUGUGUUUGUUGAUGACCUGAACAUGCCCGCUGUGGAGCAGUAUGGAGCCCAGCCUCCGCUCGAGCUGAUCCGCCAGUUCCUGGACCUUGGUGGAUUCUUCGACGUUAUGAACCUAAAGUGGCUGCAUGUGGAGGAUGUGACCCUGGUGGCAGCCUGUGCGCCUCCGGGCGGCGCACGGAGUGAGCUCAGCCAACGCUUGCUCAAACACUUCUGCAUCUUCACCCUGCCUCAGCCCUCAACCAAGUCAAUGCAGCACAUCUUCCAGGUUAAAGUCGGCCAUCAUUUGGAGAGCCAUAACUUCAUGCCUGUUGUCCAGAACUGCAGGGAUCAGUUGGUAACCACUGCAAUUAGCAUGUAUUACAAAAUGUCUCAGCACAUGCUACCCACACCAAUCAAUCCCCAUUACACAUUCAACAUGCGAGAUCUGGCGAAGGUGAUCGACGGCCUACUCCGGGCUGAUGAAGCCGACAUUGUCUCCAAGAACAAGGCAAUGGUUCUGUUUGCCCACGAGGUGACCAGAGUUUUCCACGACCGGCUCAGUAACACGAAGGACAGACAGAUGUUUUAUACCUUCCUCUCAGAUGACCUCCACAACUACUUCAAGAGCAAGUUGAGCCCAGCCGAGCUGAUUGACAGCUGCUUCUUGUUUGGUGACUUCCUGGACCUGCAGGUGUCCAGCGAGAGCAGAGUGUACCGACGGAUCGCAGACGCGGCCAGACUGGAGUCAGUCUUGGAGCAGUACCACCUGAGCCGGAGCCAGGGGAACAUGACGGUCACUCAGCCCGUGUUCUUCAAGGAGGCGGUGGAGCACAUCGUCAGAGCUGUUCGGGUCUUCACCCAGCCCAGCGGGCACCUCAUGAUGGUUGGCUUGGACAGCACUGGCAAAGUAACCAACUCCUCACUGGCCUGUCACAUAGCAGACUGUGAGCUCGUCACACUCUCCAUUGGACACAAUUACAACCACAGUGAUUUCAGAGAGGACCUGAAAAGAGUCUUCAAGCAGACCGGUGCCCACAGAGUUAAGACCGUCCUCUUGCUGACAGAUUCUGACCUCCUCAAGGAUUCCUUCCUGGAGGAUCUGAACUGCAUGGUGAGCUCAGGCCAGGUGCCGGGUCUCUUCGACAGUGAGGAGCUGGACAGCAUCAUCAUGGAGCUGAAGGAACACGAGAGGGAAGGCAAUGUCCCCGACAACAAGGAGGCUCUAUACCGCUUCUUCCUGCAGUGUGUACACGACAGGUUGCACAUCGCGCUGGCUCUGAGCGCAGCCGGCUCAAUGUUCCGCCAGCGCUGUCGGAUGAACCCUUCCCUCGUCAACUGCUCCACCAUCGACUGGUACGACCGGUGGCCCAAGGAGGCUCAGCUCAAGGUGGCCAACACCUACUUCAGACAGGUGGAGUUCGAGGAGGUGUUGAAGGAGAAGGUGGCCAAGGUUUGUGUUGACAUUCACAACAGCGUUUCAGUAGCAUUGGAGCAAAUGUGGCAGCAGAUGAGGAGGCACUAUUACAUCACCCCCAGCAAGUACAUGGAGCUGAUACGCACAUUCUCCAAUUUGCUUACAACCAAGAAGAGGGACAUUCUGAACUCAAGAAACCGCUUUGCCAAUGGUCUGGAGAAACUAUCGGAGGCCAGUUCCCUGAUCGGGGUGAUGCAGGAAGAAUUGGUGCCACUUGGAGCACAGAUAGAGCAGAAAACCGAGGAAAUCGAACAGUUAAUGAAGAAACUUCGGGAGGACACUGAUGCGGUGGAAGAGGUUCGAGCUAUAGUUAAACAGGAAGAGGAGGUCAUGGCUGAGGAGACACGGGUCGUGCAGGAGUACGCCGAGCAGGCAACCAAUGAACUGAACAACGUUCUUCCCAUCCUGGGCCAGGCCAUCAGUGCACUUCAAGCCCUGGACAAGAGCGACAUUUCGGAGAUCAGGGUUUACAACAGUCCGCCCACCCUGGUGCUGACCGUGAUGAAUGCUGUGUGUGUGCUGCUGCAGAAACCACCUCAGUGGGCAACGGCUAAGUUACUGCUCGGUGACCCCUCCUUCCUGAAACAGCUGCUCAACCUGGACAAGGACACCAUACCUGAGAAGGUCUUCUUGAAGUUAAAGACAUAUUCGAAGCAGCCUGACUUCAACCCUGAGAGAGUGGGCAUGGUGUCGACCGCCUGCCGCUCCCUGUGCCAGUGGGUGCUGGCACUGGAACACUAUCACGAAGUCUGCAAGGCAGUGGAGCCGAAGCAGCAGAACGUGGUGGAUGCCCAGGAGGCUCUCUCGGUCGCCAGGAGCAAACUUCAAGAGAAGAACACGGCCCUGAAGCUGGUCAAGGACCACCAGCUGUCGCUACAGCAGGCCUUCAACGAAGCUGUGGAACAGAAGGAGGCCUUGGCUGCCCGCAAGCUGCAGACAACCCACAGACUGUCUCGGGCUUCAGUCCUCAUCACUGCCCUCAGCAAUGAGGAGACCCGCUGGAAGGAGUGCCUCGAUGGCUUGGACCACUACCUACAGGCAAUCGUGGGCGACACUCUGCUCUCGGCUGCUUGCAUCACCUACUACGGCCCAUUCACUGCUAACUACAGACAGAGUCUGCUGGAACAAUGGAAAGGCUUCUGUACUGAGAUCCAAAUCCCAAUCUCGCCCAACUACGCGCUGAUCCCAGCUACAACCAAAAAGAAUGAGGUUCGCGACUUGCAGAACAAGGGCCUGCCUCCUGACAGUUACUCGACGGAGAAUGCCAUCCUGGUGAAGAUGGGGGAACACUGGCCCCUACUCAUUGACCCGCAGGGACAGGCCGUCAGGUGGAUCAACAAGAUGGAAGGAGAGGACCUGUGCACCCUGCUGGCCACCCACCCCAAUUACAUGAGCACCAUGGUGACCGCCAUUCGCAUGGGGCAUCCAGUCCUACUGCAUGAUGUGACCGAGCAGCUGGAUCCCUUUCUGAGGCCGAUUCUCCUGCGGGACAUUUGUACUCGGGCGGGACAGGACUUCAUCAAGAUUGACAAUAGCGAGAUAGAGUACAACCCCAACUUCAGGCUGUACAUGACCACACGCAUGUCCAACCCAAACUUCCUGCCAGCCGUCUGCAUCCUGGUCACGCUGAUUAACUUCACAGCGACGUUCGAGGGGCUCCAGGAGCAGCUGCUGUCCAGGGUGGUGAAACGGCAGCACCCCGAGGUGGAGAAGCAGCUGGGGUGGCUGCUGCACACCACUGCCCGCGACCUGGCCACCCUGCGGCACCUGGAGAACAGGUCGCUCUCCUUGUUGCAGAAGUCCGAGGGACACAUCUUGGACGACCAGGACCUCAUUGACACCCUUCAGCAGUCAAAAGACAUGUCCACAGAGAUAAAACUUCGCAUUGAAGCCUCGGAGGAGAAUGAGAAGAAAAUCACGGCAGCUCGCCAGAAGUACCUGCCCAUGGCAACACGAGGUUCCAUUUUGUACUUUGUGGUUGACGAGUUGUCGCAGCUGAACUGCAUGUAUCGCUUCUCUCUGCACUGGUUCAUGAAGAUAUUCACCGAGUCUGUGAACAACAUUCACAAGCCACACACAAGGACGCCGCUGUCGAGCUCGAGACAAACUGCUUCUUUGCAACAGUCAACCAGUGGGUUCAGAAGUUCUACCAGUGCACCGCUGCACACCGGCUUCAAUUCCUUCCUCCAGGACAUGAUGAAAACACUUACUGAGAACGUUUACAAGCUGGUCUGGUUUGCCAUCUUCACCAAUCACCAGCUCUGCUUCUCCUUCAUGCUGUGCACCAGCAUCAUGCGGAUGAACAGGACAGGGGAGCAUGACCAUGGCUCCAUGGGAAACCUUCCGGAAGCCGAGUGGCAGAUCUUCCUCCAUUCAGAAGUGCUUGUAAAUGUAGACCACAGGGAGAGAUCCCAGGACUUACAAGGGCUGGAAGAGGACAAGUGGUUUGAGCAAGGUCCUAAUGCUGGCUGGAUACCUGAAGCCACCUGGAGCCAGUGCCUGUACGUUAACACUCGGCUGAGCCCCUUUGCGCUGCUCUGCAGAUCCCUCAACACCCAGCCUCAGCAGUGGGACAGCUUCCGUCAGGCUGAGGAACUCCACCGCUUCCUGAGAACUCCUUUCCGCAAGCAGCGGCCGCUCUCAGAGCAAGGCUUGAGUUCACAAGGAAUUCGCAGUGGAUCACACCAUGCGCACUCUGAACCAGAGGACACAGUCUUCCCUUGGGAACUCCUGAGUGCUUUCCAGAGGCUGAUAUUGAUAAAGAUCCUGAGGCCGGAGUGUUUGACGGCUGCCAUGAGCGGGUUUGUCGAGGAGAAGCUGGGCCCCGACUUCCUGCCAAGCCCAGCUGUCUACCUCAGGGACGCGUUUGACGAAACCGAUGCCUCCACCCCCCUCAUCUUUCUUCUGUCAGCAGGCACAGACCCCAUCACCCAGGUGCUAAGGUUGGCCAAGGAGCUGCGGGGGAGUACAGCCCACCUGGACGUGGUGUCCCUGGGCCAGGGGCAGGGGCUGGUUGCUGAAGAGCUGAUCCACAAGGCUCAGGCCCAAAAGGGGCGCUGGGUCUUCCUGCAGAACUGCCACCUGGCUGCCUCCUUCAUGCCGACUCUGCAGGCUGUUGUGGAAUCUUUCAAACAACCAGGUGUGAAUCUGGACCCCGACUUCAGGCUCUUCUUGAGUUCCAAAUCGGACCAGACAUUUCCCAUCUCCAUUCUCCAGGAUGGGAUGAAGGUCAUGGUGGAGCCACCAAAAGGGCUCAAAAACAAACUGCUGACGGCCUUUGGCAGCAGCAGCUUGGGGGAGGUCACGGAGCGGAUCUACCGGAGGGAGGACUCAGAGCUGGGCUGGAGGAGGCUGCUCUUCAGCCUCUUCCUCUUCAAUGCCGUGAUCCAGGAGAGGAACAAGUACGGUGCACUGGGCUGGAACCUCCCAUACGAAUUCACCUCUUCUGACUUGGAGGUGGCCAUCCUGAAUCUGGAGAUCCUCCUGCAAGACGAAGCAGUGAUCCCGUGGACAGCCCUGCUCUACCUGACCGGGGAGGUGGUGUACGGAGGCCGUGUCACCGACCAGUGGGACCGGCGGUGCCUCAGCAGCAUGUUGAGCAGGUUCUACAGACCAGGCAUCCUGCAGCAAGGCUUCAGCUUCUCCACCGACGGGGUUUACACGAUGGUCACAGAGAAGAUGAGCCUGCUGCAGUGUAUAAAGUACGUGGAAUCUCUGCCCAGCACCGACCCUCCGGAUAUCUUCGGCAUGCACACCAACGCAGAGAGGGCUUAUCUAGAGAGCCAGGGCAAGGACUUCAUGGCCACCAUCAAGAGCAUUGAACCCAGGCUCAGCAGCGGGGUGCAGACUAUCAGAGAGCAGCGCAGCCAGGAUGAAAUAGUGCUGGAGAAGGCGGAAGGAAUCCUCAGGAAGCUGCCCAGAACGGUGGAGGGCAUUCACGGAUCGGAGGGCAACACGACAGACCUGGCCCACUUGUUGGCGUCCCCCAGCUGGGCAUCGCACGUGGCAUCUGUCAAAGGAUUCGAUUGCUUGGCAAACUCGGCAUUGCUGACGGUGUUGCGGCAUGAGAUCGAUUGCUUCAACCAGCUGCUGCGGGUGGUCAGUUCCUCCUUGCGCUCCCUGUGCCAUGGGGUGAAGGGGCAGAUCAUCUUGACCGAAAUGCUGGAGGAGAUGUAUAACUCCUUCCUCAGCCUGAGGAUGCCCAGACUUUGGCAGCUCCAUUCAUACGAAUCAUGCAAGCCCCUUGGGUCGUGGAUCGAUGACCUCAUUGAUCGUGUGAACUUCUUCAGGAGCUGGUCAGUGCAGUUUGUGGCAGGUGCUCAGCAGAGGAUUGCAGCUGUUCAGGAGAAACCUGCGUCCCAGCGAAACGUAACCCAGCAGAUCUGUAACAUCGACCCAUCGGCCUUCUGGCUUUCAGCAUUCUUCUGUCCGCAGGGAUUCCUGACGGCUCUGUUACAGAACCAUGCCCGGAAACAUGGGGUGUCCGUGGAUUCCGUCACCUUCCGCUUCCACAUCCUGCCCUUCAGUGAGGACACUGAGGACUACCCCAACCCCACGAAGCACAGAUCCAAUCCCUGGACAAACGACUGGAAGGGUGGAGUGGCUCCAGACGAUGGGGCCGUGCUGUUCGGUUUUUACUUGGACGGUGCGUGCUGGGACCCCCACGCAGAGACACUGGCGGACUCCAGUGUGGGUCAGAGGUUCUGCAGAGCUCCCCCAGUGCACUUCCUGCCUGUCAAGGUGAGCACUUCCUCGCCCUCAUCUGCCGGCCAGACACACCGUGGUGGUCCGUCGUACCAUCCAGCACACUUCAGCCCGACGCUGCUGAUUUACGGUCACCCGGUGUGGCGUGGGGCGGGUCACGCAGGGGAUCUCCUAGUCGGUCUUCUGCUGGGCCUGGCCAAGCAGGCCAUCCAUGCGUCCCGGUGGCGAGCGGCCGAGGGUUCCGGCCAGUCCGCCUGCCUGCCCGUCUUCCGGGCUUACAUGUGCACACGGGUGUCCUUGGAGAGGGAGCACGCGAUUGACAACCAAGAGGGAUGGUCCGGUCUGGUGGAGAGUCCUGUGACAGGGGAGCAGCAUUACGAGUGUCCCCUGUACAGGACCUCUCGGCGGGCAGGCUCCCUCUCCACCACCGGACUCUCCUCCAACUUUGUCAUUGCUGUCAGUCUUCCCACCGCCCUGCCUGCCAGUCACUGGGUGCUGCGGGGAGUGGCCCUUCUGUGCCAGCUGGACAACUGA
Messenger RNA from Pristis pectinata (smalltooth sawfish), 13578 nucleotides. Its product is annotated as dynein axonemal heavy chain 6-like. Gene Ontology annotation, biological process: microtubule-based movement. The transcript has 81 exons. Gene Ontology annotation, molecular function: dynein light intermediate chain binding; ATP hydrolysis activity; minus-end-directed microtubule motor activity. The record is from RefSeq and is a predicted model, not a curated record. NCBI's taxonomy places the organism in Eukaryota, Metazoa, Chordata, Chondrichthyes, Rhinopristiformes, Pristidae. The coding region runs from base 1 to 13578 and encodes 4525 amino acids. Gene Ontology annotation, cellular component: dynein complex.